AUGGUUGCGCCACUACCCUCAUCUGCUGGUAAUCGGUUUCGUCAAAGGAAGAUCUCUACAAAGCAGACAUUACAGAUCUUUAAACAGUCCCAGAUAUCGGAUAUUGAUAAUGAAGACCUACAGCAACGUGACUUGCAAGAAAUAGAGACCGGGGUUGAUAAAAAUGAAGAAGAAGAAGUGCAUUUACAAAAGAUUUUAAAGAACACUGGUAUAAGUUCCACAGCUCAAACUUAUAUUCCAACUCCAGAUGCUUCAAAAGUUUGGACUGAAGCCAGUAAAUAUUACAAAGGUCGCUUUCACGAACCAGAGUCAUACAUCAAGUCUUCAUGUCAGACUGAAGAUUAUUCAGGAUGCUUGUAUAAUAUGGAUGAAGUUGAUGAAGAAUGGUUAACCAAAUAUAAUCAAGAGCUAAAGAAGAAAGAAGUUGCACCUUUAACUGAAGAUGAAUUUGAACAUAUAUUUUAUAAUUAUGAAAAAGUGAUAUCUGAUAAACAACCAUUUUUGGUAACAGAUCCUACACAAGUUUUACCAUUGGAGGAAAUCAGACUUUAUAUAUUGAAAUUUGAUAAGUCAUCAGUGGAAAAUAUAAGGAAAUCUUUAUCAAGUGAAUUGCAAGUACAUCCUUUUGUUACAAAUUUUGAUGCUAAAUGUCCCACUAAACCAAGAACCAUUGAACAACUUUUAGAGAAGUAUGGUGAAGCUGUUUAUGAACAUUUCAAGUCAAGAAAAAUAGAAAGAGGUGGUAAAACUGUCACUCCAAUAUUGAAAUUUACUGGUGAAGAUGAUUCAGAUGCUUAUAUUUGUUUCAGGCAAAGACAAUUCAGACAACAAAGAAAAACAAGAAGAGCUGAUACUCAAAGUUCUGAGAAAUUAAUUAAACUUUAUCAAGAAUUGAAAAACACAAGAGAAUUAGUGUUUUUGGUUGCUCAAAGAGAAUUGAAAAGAUUAGAAGCAUUACAAAAUGAGCGUGAAAUUUUCGAACUCAGAUGUAAGGUUAAGAAUUAUAAAAGAGAUUUGGGUAUUACUGAUAGUGAUGAAGAUCUUAUUGCUCAUAAAAAGAGAAAACCAGCUCCUCCUCCACCUGAAGUUGUUACAGAGGAAGUUACAAAGAAGGAUAAGAAAGGUCUUUCUAAAGUUGGAAACAAUGCCAAUACUCAAGACAAGUCAAAAGUUACGCAAACUGCUACAGAUCUGGCUGGUACAGAUUCAAGUCAACAACAAUUUCAACCUUAUGUCAAAUUACCACCUUCUAAGAUUCCAGAUAUGGAAUUAGAAACUGUUCAACAUUUACUCAAAUCUAAAGAUGUUAGUAUGCAAAGAUAUGUUGAAGAAAAAUUAAGAAAACGUAAACAAGCUGAUUUUGGAUUUACAAAUUUUACUGAUGAUGCUUAUAAUCCAUUCUUUGAUUUAAGUGUUUCCAAUAAAAAUAUUAUUGAUUCAUCACAUACACCAUAUUCAUCAAUAACGUCAUCAUUUUUUGAUGUUCAAACAUUAGGUUAUAUCCCAGAUAUUGAAAAAUACAUUGAAACUGGUAAAAACUUGGAUGAUAAAGAUGCAUUGGAAUUUAAAUUACAUCAAACAACUGGUAAAAAUAGAUUCAAAAAACCUACUACACAAACAAAGUUUAUUCCUGAACGUUAUAAUCCAUUACUUUCAACAUCUGUUAAUACUAGUGAACCAAUCUUUACAUUAAGAAAAAGAGUUGGUAGAUAUGGUCAAGUUUAUAUUGAUAGAAAACCAAUGAUUAAGAAACCAUUUGAAGAUGAAGAUGAAGUCAUGAUCGAUCCUGAAGAUUAUGAAGCUAUAGAUGCAAAAGAAAGACAUGAAGACCGUUGGAAAUAUGAUUCUGAUUUAAGUAUCAUGGAUAUGAAUGAUAACGAACCAUUUAGUGAUGAUCCUUCAAAAUUAAAUUCAAUAUCAAAUGAUACACAAGUUAUUAGAUUUGGUGGUAUGUUACUUUCAAAAGCUUACGAAACAUUGAAAGAAUCAAUUCUGCAACAAAGACAACAACUGUUCUAUCAACAAUAUCAACGUCUGCAAGCUCAACAACAAAAGGCACAACAACUUCAACAAGCACAACAAGCUCAAGGUGUAUCUUCAAGACAAGGUACUCCAGGCAGUGUGAAUAAACAAACACCUCAAGCACAGUUACAACAACAACAAGGUCGUUCUAAUUCAGUUAAUCAAAGUCAACAAUUACAGCGAGCUCAAUCACAACAAUCACCAACACCAACACCUGGAUCAGUCAAUUCUACAACCACUUCCACUAACAACAAGAAACCAUUCAACACUAAUACCCUUGUAAAGACUGAGAACUGA
Molecule: messenger RNA, 2319 nt
Organism: Hansenula ciferrii
Lineage: Eukaryota; Fungi; Ascomycota; Saccharomycetes; Phaffomycetales; Wickerhamomycetaceae
Gene: EPL1
Product: Epl1p
Exons: 1
Coding region: 1-2319 (772 amino acids)
Biological process (GO): regulation of transcription by RNA polymerase II
Cellular component (GO): piccolo histone acetyltransferase complex
Source: RefSeq, a predicted model, not a curated record